CGUAACGUCACUGUUUUCUUUAUCAUUUCGGAGGCAAACUUAACGUAGUAUGGCCGUCGUCUGGAAGUAUUCACAGUUUUACUUCCACAAAGAAUACGCGAUAAACAUUGCGCAGAGCGAAUUAAGAAAGACUUUUUUAAAUAAAUUCUUUACGCGAGUGAGAUAAACAUUGACGGACAAGUGUUAAACCGCGAAAUUGAAUAACGCAAAACAAGUCGACCUCAUUUUAAAGCUAUUUUUAUAGUUUUCUACUAAAUUUGACAAAAUGUGGUUAGUUAGCCAGCCUAAUUCCGUGAUCCUGGAAGUCAAAGUGGACCCAAAUUCAAUUGGACAGGACUGCCUCGAAAAGGUAUGUGAGAAACUGGAGAUCGGUGCCGAAGCGGACUUCUUCGGCCUCCGCGUAUCUCCGGGCUCCGGGCCGGGGCGGUGGCUCAACCUGCGCAACCCGCUGGACCCGCACCGCAUCCCCGGCGGCCGCCUCGACCUGCGCGUCAAGUUCUGGGUCCCUCCCCACCUGCUCAUCAACGAACCCACCCGCCACCAGUUCUACCUUCACGCCAAACUCGACCUCACUGAGGGCCGACUAGUCGUAGCUGAUUUAGAAGUAGCCAGGCGCAUCAUCGCUUACAUAGCGCAGGCUGAGACAGGAGAUUGCGACCCCGACCUACCUCCAACUCACAUCUACGAAGAAUGCGAGAAAAUAGGUCCUCAAUGCGAAAAGCCAGAGGAUCAUAUGGAUAAGAUCAUUGAAUACCACUGCGAAAUCGCUGGGAUGGGAGCUUCGCAAGCUGAGUACAGACUGUUAAAAGAGAUUUCAAAGUUGGAGUCGUUUGGGGAGGAGUUGUUUUUCUGCAAGCCGGUGACGCUGAGUAACAACGCUCACAACCUGUACAGCCACCUGUUGUACCACCGGCAGCAGGCAGAAGAGCCGCGGGCGAGGGAUGAGCAGGAGAUCGACGGCGGGGCGACGGUGGGCUGCCUCACGUCGGGUCAGAGCGGCGGCGGCUGCGGCUGCAAGCUGAGCACCUGCGUGGGCGUCGGGCCACACGGGAUCGUGGUCUACAGGCCAUCCUGCUUCGGAGAGCACGAGAUCGGAGUGGAAAAGCAAAGCAUCGCAUACACCGCGAUCCACCGCGCGCAGCCAUUCCGCCGCAACUUCCAGAUGUCGUACGUGACGGACGACGGCAACGAGCGCACGUUACACGUCAAGAUGGCGACGUCCGGGCAGGCGGCCGCGCUUUACCGCGCCGUCACUGAGAAACACGCCUUCUACUGCUGCGAGACCGUACGCACUGACGUCACUGAGCAAUUCAUCAGAGAUCUGAAGGGCACGAUAGCGUCCAUCUUCAACGACUCGACGACGCUGGGCCGCCGCUACGUGUUCGACAUCCAGCGCACGUGUCGCGAGGUGCACGACCGCGCGCGCCGCGCCGCGCACGCCGCGCUGCCGCACGAGCCGCGCCGGCCUGUCGCCAGGCACGCCGGGGCCGAACAUAAGGAGCCCCGCUCCCGCUCUCACAGCGGCUGCGGCGAGGCGCUGGCGUGUCGCGCCUGCAUGGACGCGCCCAUCGACACGCUGUUCCUGCCGUGUCGACACGUCGUCUGCUGCGGGGACUGCGCGCCCAGAUGCGAGCGCUGCCCGCUUUGUCGCGGCGAGAUAGAGAAACUGAUGCACAUAUUCCUGCCGUGCGACUACCCGAAGAGUCCCGGCCUCGUGAAGUGAACCGCCGCGCAAGCCUCAGGAUCCAGCUCCCGACCUCCGCCGGCCGCCGCCGCCGCCGCCCGCCGCGUGUAGAGAUGUUGCCUUAUGACUGUGUGUGUGAUUGUCUAGUCACUGUGAAUGACUCCACUUGACAAAUGCAUUUCAGACGGGAAUGUGCAACCAUUCCAAAAUUGAGACGACCGGUACUUACUGCUUAGAUUACAACACGUUCAUGUAUAUUGGCUAAAUCUAAGUUGAUAUUAAUAAAGAGAUAUGAAGUACCCGUUACAAACCCACCUUCGUUUUAGAAGGUCUAGUUUAAUAUUUUGUGAUAAUUACUAUGUAUGUUUUAAAGAAAACUUGUUCAUAAAAAAGUGCAUUUUAAUUAAAAUUAAAUUUAAACUUGCCUGUUCAUCGUUUGGUAACUUAUGUUCGUUUUAACUCUGAUUUAAGUUCGAUUAUAAGUUGUAUUUGUAAGACCUAUGGUCUGUAAGCUAAUCUAAAGGGAAAAAAUUAAAAAGUUGAGUAAACAUUUACUAAUACUGCCAAAA
Trichoplusia ni (cabbage looper) is the source of this 2253-nucleotide messenger RNA. It is a transcript of the gene dnr1, whose product is annotated as E3 ubiquitin-protein ligase MYLIP. Gene Ontology annotation, cellular component: cytoskeleton. Gene Ontology annotation, biological process: ubiquitin-dependent protein catabolic process. The transcript is spliced from 6 exons. Lineage: Eukaryota; Metazoa; Arthropoda; Insecta; Lepidoptera; Noctuidae. Bases 266 to 1723 code for a protein of 485 amino acids. The record is from RefSeq and is a predicted model, not a curated record. Gene Ontology annotation, molecular function: ubiquitin-protein transferase activity.